Messenger RNA from Closterium sp. NIES-65, 636 nucleotides. Lineage: Eukaryota; Viridiplantae; Streptophyta; Zygnematophyceae; Desmidiales; Closteriaceae. The record is from the annotation of a GenBank genome assembly.
AUGAUUGAUGUAUCGGGCAUUGAUCGGCUGAAGGAGCUGCACCGAGACUUGUCCGAGAAGAGCAUUCAGGGAUGUGCUCCCCCCUCACUCACCUUACUUCCCUCUCAUCCCUCCUCUCCCACCCCUCUACAGCUCUGCAUGUCCAGUGCAUUGAGGGAUGCCCUGCGCAAGCUGUGGGAUGCCAACUUCUCGGCGGAGAUGGGCGAGCAGUGGCUCCUAUCUUCCCCCGCACUCUCCUCACUCCCCUUACUCCCCUCCCACCUCUCCCCACCCAUUUCAACCCCUCUGCAGCUCUGCCUAUCCAGUGCAUCCAGUGACGUCCUUCGCAAGUUGUGGGACGUCAACUUUAUCGCCAAGAUGAGCGAGCAGUGGCUCUUCCUCUGUCUGGCCAGUGCGUCACGGGACAUCCUGCGCAAGCUGUGGGACGCCAACUUCCUGGCCGAGAUGCCGAGCAGUGGCUCGUCGGAUGUCCUGCGCAAGCUGUGGGACGCCAACUUUCUGGCCGAGAUGGGCGAGCAGUGGCUCUUCGUCACUCCUGCCGAUGCCGUCAAGCUGUGUCGCUCCGUGGCCGUGGCAGCGCCUGCUGUGAAAGAACAGGAUGAGCUGCUGGCGUCCGUGCAGGUGUAUGACAUCUAA